This is a messenger RNA of Rubroshorea leprosula, 829 nucleotides long. The record is from the annotation of a GenBank genome assembly. Lineage: Eukaryota; Viridiplantae; Streptophyta; Magnoliopsida; Malvales; Dipterocarpaceae.
ACUUUGUUUCUCAUCUCACCUCCUUUCUCGAUUCUUUUCUCAUCUCUAUCUCUUGAUUAUUUGUGGAUUGUUGACUGGGUUAUAUCAUUUGGUAUUAGAGCUUCGAUCGUCUGACCUGUGGCUAUGGCGGGUAACACCAGAUCUCAAGAACAAGCGAAAUUCGACGCUGAGAUCAGGGGAUUGAUCUCAAACACCCGAAGGGAUCUUCUCGAAUUGCAGCGACGUACUAAGGAGCAAUUCAAGAAGAAUGACAAGCAGUUGGUGGCCAUACAAAAAGAAAGCAAAGAGCAAUUUGAGUAUUUAUCCAAGAUGAUGUUGCAAGUUAUGGGCCGAGUGGGGGUCUCCCAUGGCGAUAGUGACACCCCAAUGAUGUUAGCGAUGGGGAUAAACAAUGGGAUCCUAAGAGGAAGCAAUGACAAUACCAUGGUAAGAAAUCUUGGCCCCAAUCUUGGUUGCAGUCACAGUAAUAACCCUCUUGAAUCUAUGAUUCAAUUUGGGAAGGUUGAUUUCCCUGUUUUUGAUAGCACUGAUAGUGUGAAAGGAUGGCUUUUCCAAAGUGAACAAUUCUUUGAAAUUAACAACACUAGGGAAGGGUUUAAGUCUCAAAUUGCUGGCAUGUAUAUGAAGGGGGAGGCUUUGCAAUGGUUGCAAGCCUACAUGAAAGGGAAAAUCAAGUGGCCUUCUUAGGAGGAAUUUUGCAUGACCAUUUGUGUUAGAUUUAGGGUAGCCUCUAAGAUGAAACCUAUGGCAGAAUGGAGGAAUGUAGUACAGAUGGGUACAAUCUUAAAGUAUCAACGGGAAUUUGAGAAAAUAAGGGCUAGGGUUUCUU